Candidozyma haemuli is the source of this 1926-nucleotide messenger RNA. RefSeq lists its product as uncharacterized. The coding region runs from base 1 to 1926 and encodes 641 amino acids. The record is from RefSeq and is a predicted model, not a curated record. NCBI's taxonomy places the organism in Eukaryota, Fungi, Ascomycota, Pichiomycetes, Serinales, Metschnikowiaceae. The transcript has a single exon.
AUGCCAGCGAAAACCAAGAAACAACAGAACAGACCAGAAGAAUCCAACUCAAAGCUUAGCAGAAUGCUUAUGGGAUAUUCCAACGAUGAUGAGCCCGAGCCGACCGGCCCGAGCCACGUUCCACGGAAUUUCAAUCCCAACUGGCAACCUCGGCUGAACCACCAGCCUAGGAACCAGCAGAAGAAGCAUGCUAACUUACCCAGAAAUACCCAAGCCAAUGGUCACCAUCCCAACCAGAACAACCACCCUAACCGCCCUAAGCACCCUAACCUGAACAGACCGAACAACUUGAAUAAUCCGAACAACCAGCAGUAUGUAUCCGAUGGACCUGCUAAUCGUCCGCUGAACAAUGGUUUCAACGGCCCCAAGGGUCCUGCUAAUCAUCCGCUGAAUAACGGGUUCAAUGGACCAAAAGGACCUGCUAAUCAUCCGCUGAAUAACGGGUUCAAUGGACCAAAAGGACCUGCUAAUCAUCCACUGAAUAACGGGUUCAAUGGACCAAAAGGACCUGCUAAUCAUCCACUGAAUAACGGGUUUAAUGGUCCAAAAGGACCUGCUAAUCACCCGCUGAAUAACGGGUUUAAUGGUCCAAAAGGACCUGCUAUUCACCCACUGAAUAAUGGAUUCAACGGACCCAAGGGGCCCAAAGGAUAUAAAGGUCCAAAUGUUCCCAACCCUCCAAAGGCUCAAAAGGUUUCAAAAGGGCCAAAGCCACAAAACCAGCCCCAAAACCCCAAACCACACCCAAAACAAGGUAAGCAAGGUAAACAAGGUAAGAAGGGUAAACAGGGUAACAAGCAUCCAUCUACUAGUAACCAGGUGGGUCAAAUUAAUGUUCAAAGAAGUCCAAGCAGUCGAAGUCUCUCGCCCACGAGCAGUCAAAGUAAUGUUCAUGGAAAAAGACCUAGGAUUAUAGAUCACCGUUCUUUCAGCGACAGUGAGGAGCCUGAAAGUCAUGAAGCGGGACCGUUGCUUAAAAAGAGGAACGUAGAGAAGGAAAGCAACGUUGUAUCCCCCUCAAGCACUGAUCAGGAAAGCAGUGGACAAGCAGAACCAAACACUAAUCAAGGUUCACCUAAGACAGGGCCUGUUCCAUCAAGAGUUGUCAAUGUAAGGCCUGCUUCUACUCCACCUCCUGUGAGAGUAUCAGAGCCAUUACCAGACUUUGUCAGUCUCAAUGACGUUGACGACGGCUCAAGCUUUGUCGCAAAGAAAAGAGAUGCUCCAGUCGCUACUGCUGAAACAGAAACUCAAAGCGACACCAAAAGCACUGAAAUGGAAACCAAAUCUGAAAAUGAAGCCGGAAGUACGUAUGCUACUGGUGCUAAUAUGAAGAAGGUAAAUCGAGCAAAAAGAGGAUCUAUACUGUCAAACAGUUCUAUGGAGAUCGAAGACCGCUCAGAUCUGGUCGAGUCGGACGACACUCCUCCCGUCGUCCAAGCCAGUAUAGAACCAGGGCCUGUAUCAUGUGAGAUCAAUUUUGAUUAUAUCCAACCGUCUCUGGUUCAUGAAGUCAUACUUCAAAAAUGGCUCAAGUUCCUGUUCUCUACAGGCAGCCAAAUACAUAUAGUAGGGGAGUUAGGUCUCCUCACAGACUUCGUUGCGAAACCUAAGAAGAUCAAAACGCUUUUUAGGACAGUGAUCUCGCCUGGUUACGGUACCUUAUUUGCCGAGACUAUCCAAGGUGACAAGAUUAAGAUGGAGAAGGUGUACUACUUAGAGGGCUGCCCUUGCGUGUUUCGUGGAUUUGACACCUUCACUAUAGACUUGAAAGAAGCUAAGAUCUUUAACAAAGAUAACAAGCUCGUUGGAGAAGGGAACAGCCAGGAGGGAUAUGUUCUCAAAUUGAAAUGUGACUUUUCACCAUAUGACAGACCAUAUUUCUGGGACUCACGCUUACCGAUUGAAGAACCCAUAUCCAUUUGA